CACCGUAACACAGCAUCACAUUGACGCAUCCCCACAACCACAAUGUGAAACACUUCCCCAGAAACUCACAAUCCAAUUGCACGCAUAACUCCCUCCGUAGACUAAAUCUGCUGCAGUGAAUCACUGCCAGUUGUUCGAAUGAACCACCGCGCGAUGCGGUAUGUGAAGAAAUUGCUAUUGUUCCUCUACCAACAUAAUAGACAGGGGAGGGCAGUGAAUCACUGUCUCUCCACCAAAUCUCCAACUAUAUAAGACCUCUCGCGUUCCUCUGCUGACUUUCCCUUCUCCCUCAUCAUCAACAACUUCCACUCCUUCAAGCACGUUACAUUCCCUUAGCACACAUCACACUCUCUACACUACAACAAACCACAAGCUCAACACUCUUUUCAAGAUGUUCUCCAAGCUCUUCCUCUUCGCUCUUCCCCUCGUCUUCGCAGCUCCAGCUGUCAAGCGCACCGAGGGCGACAUCACCUUCUACACCCCCGGCAAGGGCGCCUGCGCUGGAACCCACGGCGUCGACGACAUGGUCGCUGCCGUUGGUGCCAACCUCUACGACACUCAGGAUGUCUGCGGCAAGACCAUCACCCUCCAGGGCGAUGCUGGUACCGUGACCCUCACUGUCGUCGACCGCUGCGAGGCCUGCAAGGACACCGACCUCGACGUCUCACCUGCUGCCUUUGAGCAGGCUAUCGGACCCAAGGACAUUGGACGCGGCAAGGGAACUUGGGUUUUCGCUUAAGUACCAACACUCUUUUCAUGAGAUCACGACUUUUGGGACGACUCAACGACUUUCUCUUCUCGUACACAAGUUUUACCACGGCCGAACAUAAGGGAGGCAUUUUGACGGAGACACGAAUGAUGAAUCUUUGCUCCUCAUAACAUGCGACAUG
Molecule: messenger RNA, 890 nt
Organism: Fusarium oxysporum Fo47
Lineage: Eukaryota; Fungi; Ascomycota; Sordariomycetes; Hypocreales; Nectriaceae
Product: RlpA-like double-psi beta-barrel-protein domain-containing protein-containing protein
Exons: 3
Coding region: 392-739 (115 amino acids)
Source: RefSeq, a predicted model, not a curated record